Molecule: messenger RNA, 1586 nt
Organism: Lotus japonicus
Lineage: Eukaryota; Viridiplantae; Streptophyta; Magnoliopsida; Fabales; Fabaceae
Product: UDP-glycosyltransferase 71K2-like
Exons: 1
Coding region: 48-1451 (467 amino acids)
Molecular function (GO): UDP-glycosyltransferase activity
Source: RefSeq, a predicted model, not a curated record
UAUAGGAACCCUCACUCUCCACAAAACCAAGAAAUUAACUGAAGAGAAUGGCUCUGAAUGAGAAGAAAACAGAACUGAUCUUCAUUCCCUCACCAGGAAUUGGCCAUUUAACCUCAACCCUUGAAUUUGCACAGCUCCUGAUCAAGAGUGACAACAAUCUUUCCAUCACAGUGCUCACUAUCAAGCUCCCAACCAUUCCCUUUUCAAACUCAUACAUCAGAUCAGUUUUGGCUUCACAGCCUCGGAUCCAACUCAUUGAUCUCCUUGAAGUAGAACCACCCCCACAGAAGCAACCACUUGGACCUCCAGCAUACUACAUGUGGUCCUACAUGGAAAGCCUCAAACCCCAUGUCAAAGUCACUAUGCAAAACAUUUUAUCAACUAAUCCAAACCCAGUUGUGGGCUUGGUCCUAGAUUUCUUCUGUGUUUCCAUGAUUGAUGUGGGAAAUGAAUUGGGUAUUCCUUCUUAUUUGUUCUUCACAACAAAUGUUGGAUUUUUGAGUUUCAUGCUUUCUCUUCAGAAACGUCAGAUUGAGGAUGUGUUCAGUCAUUCUGAUCAUGAAUUGUUGAUUCUGGGUUUCUCCAAUCUAGUUCCUUCAAGUGUUUUACCUGAUGCUGCUUGCAACAAAGAUGGUGGAUAUUUUGCCUAUUACAAGCUUGCUGAGAGGUUCAGAGAAACCAAAGGGAUUAUUGUGAAUACUUUUUCUGAGUUGGAGCAGGAUGCUAUAGAUGCAUUAUCUGAUGGCCAUACCCCUCCAAUCUAUGUUGUUGGUCCUUUGAUUGAUUUCAAGGGUCCUUCUAACCCAAAUUUAAACCAAGCUCAGCACAACAGUUUGUUGAAAUGGCUAGAUGAGCAGCCACCUUGCUCUGUUGUUUUUCUCUGUUUUGGAAGCAGGGGAAGCUUUGAUUCGUCUCAAACAAGAGAAAUAGCACUAGGACUUCAACGAAGCGGGGUUAGAUUCUUGUGGGCUUUGCGUUCUCCAACAACAACUGACAAUGAAGAGAAAACUUUACCAGAAGGGUUCUUAGAAUGGAUGGAAGGUAGCAGGAGAGGGAUGUUGUGUGAAUGGGCACCCCAGGUGGAGGUUCUGGCUCACAAAGCCAUUGGUGGGUUUGUGUCUCAUUGUGGUUGGAACUCCAUCUUGGAAAGCUUGUGGUUUGGGGUACCAAUAUUGACAUGGCCUAUCUAUGCAGAACAACAGCUGAAUGCUUUUAGGAUGGUGAGGGAAUGGGGAUUAGCAGUUGAGCUGAGAAUGGAUUAUAGAAAAGGUAGUGCUCUUGUGAUUGCAGAGGAGAUAGAGAAAGGGCUGAAACACUUGAUGGACAGAGAUAACAUUGUGCACAAGAAGGUGCAAGAGGUAAAAGAGAUGGCAAGGAAAGCUGUCCUAAAUGGUGGUUCUUCUUUCUUAUCUGUUAGGGAACUCGUUGAUAAUAUGAUAGGUAGUAAGUGAUAACUAUUCUCGUACUUCAUAGAUGGAAUUUUCUAAUUUCUAAGAAUCAAUGAAUAAAUUCGACAAGAAAUUGGACUGCUCUACUAAGAAAUUGUUGUUUGAAUAUAUGUUUGAAAUUGAAGUUUGUUUGUGACA